Molecule: messenger RNA, 1032 nt
Organism: Aegilops tauschii subsp. strangulata
Lineage: Eukaryota; Viridiplantae; Streptophyta; Magnoliopsida; Poales; Poaceae
Source: RefSeq, a predicted model, not a curated record
AUGGCAGGAAAGAAAGUGAACCGAAAACUCAUAUUGUUUGAUCUCCAGGCAUCACAAGCACUGCAAGACCAAGAGACAACCCGUGUUGAAAUUGAACCCCGUGGUGAACCUCAAACAGACGAAAGCGUCACAGAACAUGAAGUUUGUGUACAAGAGAUUUCCAGUGCCACAACAUUGCAGAUCACCAUCACGAGUACAAAGGAGAAAGCCCAAGACAUCCCAGCCGAUGAGAAACUAGAGACUGUUAUACCUGACAAAGAAACAGUCGAUGCAGGCACGAACAACCCAGUCAUCAACACGGAGGAAACAAACGAGUACGUUGAUCUCGAAGAUCAAAAAGCAACACAACCAAAGGAAACUCAAAAACAGACAGAACAUCAAACAACAACAUCUGAAGAGGUGAGGUUACAAAGCUCAGACACAAAUGAAGUUCAAUCUGCACAAGAAGCUAAAGAGAGCACCAACAAUCAAGACCAUCAAACACAACCAAAGGAGCCCAAUGAACAAGUGGAACAUGUUCUUCAAAUGCUGCAAGAAAAAAACAAGGACAGUGACGAUGAACAGCAAACUAAAGAGCAAGAGAAGGACCCAAAACCACCACUCAACGAAGAACACGUAGAACAAUCAGCAGUAACAAGUACAGAGAAACACGAAGAAGGCAACCAGAGAGAUACAACCAAUGAAACAAACACACAAAUUGUUCCAGAGAAAGAACCAGAAACUAUCGAAGAAAACCCUACACUGUCGUACGAUGCCAAUUCCCCUGGCAGAGGGGUCAGUGCCAACCAGGUCGAGACUGAAAAACAAGAUGGAAAAGACCACCAGCAAGACAUGACGGUUGACAAGGAAAAACAUGAUGCUAAGAAAAGCACAGACGACUCAAAUGAGGAUGGAGCAGAAACUGAACAAAAGGGUACAACGCAAAAAGAAGAACAUAACAUGUCGCAAGAAGCAGAAGGACAACAAGAAAGGAACAGCACUGGACAUGACAUAUCUUCUAGCAUCGAAGCAAGCAAGACAAUAGAAACUUAA